AUGGGAGCAAAUGCUAGUUUGUGCUCAACCCGUUCUCUGCAAAAGCGAUAUGGAAGAAGGUCUGUGGUGGUUUGUCAACUGGACAUGUAUAUCAUUAUGCAGAUUCAUGUGAUCACAACGGUUAACGACCUGGCGCCCGGCCUGAAAGCAAUCAUCAAGGGAACCAUCCCUGACACCCAGUCGGGCAAAGUGAGCUCCUUGUCUUGCGGUUGUGUGCUAUUGCAGGUUCAGACAUGCUUUGUCCGAUUUAAGAAGCAGGGGACUUCGGUGGAAUGUUGGUUUUGCUUGAAUGCACGGGUUCUUAGUUUGUAUGGUACUUCCGGAGGAGGGAUUACCUUGCCGCCCACUGACGGUGUCCGCAAUCCUGGACACGAACAGCAGAUUUUUGACGUUGAGUAUGUGCACGGCAUUAUGGGGCUCAAGGGGUGCAUCGGCCUGAAGCAGUCACCGGUUGCAGAAGGAUCCAUUGCCUUUGGGAAGGAGGGCGUUCUGAUUGGAGGGGAGGGGGCCUAUGACACCAACAAGGGCGAGGUGACCAAGUAUUCUGCGGGGAUUCAGUACUCACAAAGAGACUUCUCUGCUGCAGCAAUCCUGGCUGACCGAGGCAACAAGCUGAUUGCCAGCUACUACCAUUCGGUGAACCUCGACACUGCAGUCGGCGUGGAGGCUACCCACAAGUUUGACGACAAUGCGAACACCUUCACAGCCGGCACUAAGUAUCACCUGGACCCCCUUACUUUCACGAAGGUCCGCCUUGACAAUCAUGGGAAGCUCGCGGGUCUCCUACAGCACGAGUUCAGGCCGAAGAACACCUUUACGGUCUCCUCAGAAGUUGACACAAAGGCAUUAGACAAGAGUGCCAAGGUCGGCCUCGCUCUCAACAUCGUGCCCUAG
Molecule: messenger RNA, 894 nt
Organism: Oppiella nova
Lineage: Eukaryota; Metazoa; Arthropoda; Arachnida; Sarcoptiformes; Oppiidae
Source: the annotation of a GenBank genome assembly